This is a messenger RNA of Helicoverpa zea (corn earworm), 762 nucleotides long. Its product is annotated as histidine-rich glycoprotein-like. Lineage: Eukaryota; Metazoa; Arthropoda; Insecta; Lepidoptera; Noctuidae. The record is from RefSeq and is a predicted model, not a curated record. The transcript has a single exon. Bases 7 to 738 code for a protein of 243 amino acids.
ACAACCAUGAGGGUAGCGCUCCUGCUGAGCUGCGUGGUGCUGGCGCUGGCGGUGCUCACGCAUGCGCGGAACCUGCGUGAGAAGCGAGACGCUGACCUAGAGGCCGCCGCCUCCGGACAUCACCACGAAAAGGGUGGUGGCAAGGAACACCACCAUCACCACCAUCAUCACCACGAAGGCCACGGGCACAAAGGAUACAAGGGACACCAUCACCACGAACAUGGAAAGAAAGGACACCAUCACCAUGAAGGACAUAAGGGCCACCACGAUGAACAUGGCGGACACAAGAAGCACCACCACCACGACGAUGGCCACUACGAUGAACACCACCACGGAGAAAAAGGAGAGAAAGGUCACGGAUUUGAAGAAAAGGGACACUAUCACAAAGGUCACUCCACAAAAGGACAUCACGGUGUUCACAAGCUAGACGAGUUCAAGAAGGACAAGCACUUCCACCACAAGCACGGCGAGAAGGGCUUCGACGAGGGAUACGGCGGCCACCAUCACGAGCACGGUCACAAGAAGGGAGGACACUUCGACCAUGGACACAAGCACCAUGGUCACCACGAUCACCACCACGGCAAGAAGGGCCACCACGAGGAGGGAGGCCACCACCACGAACACAAGGGCCACCAUGACGAGGGCGGACACCACGAGCACCACCACCAUCACCAUGGACACGGGAAAAAGGGUGGACAUGAAGACCACAAGAAGUGGGGCUUUAAAAAAGGACAUUAAAAAUGAUGUAGUCCUCUAAUAAUG